This is a messenger RNA of Aspergillus calidoustus, 1626 nucleotides long. Lineage: Eukaryota; Fungi; Ascomycota; Eurotiomycetes; Eurotiales; Aspergillaceae. The record is from the annotation of a GenBank genome assembly.
AUGAACAACCCACGGGUCCUACCUCCAAAUGUGACCGAGACGGCUUUGGAUUCCUUUUUUGAUACCAUUGCUAGCAGAAUUGGAGCAUCCAAUGUGUCCUUGGAUCACACCACCGGUGCUCUCGAAGGACCUCAUGGACAACACUGUUAUGGCGAUCCGUUCCCUCUUGCGCAAGAUCACACCCCAAGUGGCGCUGUACGCCCCGGGACAGUAGAAGAAGUACAGUUUGUCGUCAAGGUUGCCAAUAGGUUCCGUGUACCGUUGUGGACAGUAUCGCGUGGGAAAAACCUCGGAUAUGGAGGCACGUCGCCCGUCGUUCGAGGAAGUGUUGUUCUCGAUCUGCACCGUAUGAAACGAAUCAUCGAGAUCAACGAAGAGUACGCCUACGUGAUUGUUGAGCCUGGUGUAACCUUUUUUGACCUUUACGAGGAGGUGAAAAGGAGGGGUGUCAAACUCUGGCCAUCUGUUCCUUCUCUUGGGUGGGGCUCAAUCUUGGGAAAUGCACUUGAGCGCGGAUUUGGGUAUACUCCCGAGGGAGAGCAUGCCCAGAUGCAAUGCGGCAUGGAAAUCGUGUUGCCAAAUGGAGAGCUUGUCAGGACCGGAAUGGGGGCAAUGGAAGGGAACAACUGCUUCGCACUGUUUAAAGGCGGUCUAGGUCCCAGCGUGGACGGGCUCUUUUUCCAAUCCAAUCUGGGCGUUGUCACCAAGAUUGGUAUGCAUUGUACUCCUGCACCCGAGACUUUCGUGAGGUGUGAAGUUGCGGUUCCGCGUGAGGAAGAUCUCGUACCUUUGGUGGGCAUCUCAACUGACCUGCUUCGCCGUCGAAUCAUCACCAACUCCCCGGGGCUUUCUAACAUUGUAUGCCUUGUGAUGGAGGCAGCUGAGGAUGCAACGGUCGCCUCCAAAAUAGCACCCUUUGUUGGUAGUUGCGCGAUCAGUGACAAGGUCUUGAGGGAGAUUCAGGCUGAGAAAGGAUGGCCUUGGUGGGUUAACCUAUUUUCCCUCUAUGGGCCCCGUGUCCUCGUGGAAGCCCAGCUAGCGGCGGUUAAACAAGCCUUUGAUGUAAUCCCAGGAGCGGUUGUUACUGCGAGGAUGCACACCGGUGCUCCCGGAAAGACCCUGGAUGCUGAAGUCAUUGGCGAUGCACCUGAAAUCCUACCCCAAACAGGCCGUCCUACCCUGCAUUCUUUGAAUUGUCUCCAUUUUCGGGAGAGGAACGCUGGACAUGUCGCUUUUGCACCGGUGAUUCCACCUUCCGGUCGAGAAAUGUAUGAGUGGUACUUGAAGGCCAAGAAGAUGAACGCAGAUGCUGGCUUCGACUUCGUCGCUGACUUUCAUUUAUUCGCACGAUAUACCAUCCCCAUUAACCUGGUGAUGUUCAAACAGUCCGAACAGAGACAGAUGAGGGAUCUUCUUAAGGACCUGACCCACAUGACUGUCAAGCUCGGCUAUUCGGAGUAUCGCACUCAUGUCAGUUUCAUGGAUGAGGUUGCAUCCCACCAUGACUUCAACGGGGGAGCAAUGGCCAAACUUGUGUCUGCCUUCAAGGACAUGUUGGAUCCCAAUGGCAUCAUCUCGCCAGGGAAAUCGGGGAUAUGGAAUUCAAACAGUGCGUGGAAACUCUGA